AUGAGUGAUAUCGCACUGAACCUCAUCCAAAGCUACUUCCUGGGCAAAUUCGGGAUAUACAUCGUGCGCAAUGCCCAGAGCCUCCAGCAGCACCGGUCCUGGAUCCAUGCGGACCGUCGACCCCGGGGCCGGCAGCCCCCGGCCAGCCAGGUGUCCCCGCUGCCCCCGUAUCGGACCGUCAGCUGUCAGCGCUUCUUCCCAUCCGGUGCCGGCAGCGGUUUCUUCCAGGUCACCCCACCCGCGCACACGGAGCGGGCCCGCCAGGCGGCCACCAUGGGCGAGGUGGAGUUCAUCCGGAGGCAGGUGGCCGGGGCCCUCGCCGAGGACGCGGCGGCGGCGGAGGCCGGGGCCCAGCAGGUGCCGGACCCGGAUGCCAGAGCGCCCACCGAGAUAUCCCCCUGGCUGGAGCUCACCCGGUGGCCCGAGUUCCUGCGUGGGCAUGCCUUCACAGCGGUGGCCCCGCUGGCCGCGCCGCCGGAUCCCACGGCCGAGCCCCUUCUGACAGUGUUCAGCGCCAGCGUCGAGCGGCUGAUCGAGGCGGCCUACCAGUCCAUCAAGACGCGGCGGAUCAACGAGUUUGACCAGGUGAGUCGGCAAGCAAGCGAGAAAUAUAUAUAUGGUAGGUAA
Aspergillus chevalieri is the source of this 627-nucleotide messenger RNA. RefSeq lists its product as uncharacterized. The record is from RefSeq and is a predicted model, not a curated record. NCBI's taxonomy places the organism in Eukaryota, Fungi, Ascomycota, Eurotiomycetes, Eurotiales, Aspergillaceae. The transcript has a single exon. Bases 1 to 627 code for a protein of 208 amino acids.